GAUGGUAAUGAAACGUCUGGCCUGGUUGAGGUACUUCGCAAUAGUGAAUGGAGAUCAGUUUGUGAUGAUUUUUGGAGCGAUAAAGAUGCAAUGGUAGCCUGUGGACAACUGGGAUUCUUGCCUUAUGCUGCUGAAGCAUAUCAAGGGGGAAUAUUCAGAGAUGGUGAAGAAGUGCAAUACUGGCUAGAUGAUGUACAGUGUACGGGUAAUGAGUCGUCGUUGUUUGAUUGUCCACAUAAAGAAAACCAUAACUGUCGUAGGGGAGAAAGGGCUGGA
Geodia barretti is the source of this 276-nucleotide messenger RNA. Lineage: Eukaryota; Metazoa; Porifera; Demospongiae; Tetractinellida; Geodiidae. The record is from the annotation of a GenBank genome assembly.